AUGAAGCACGAGUCUCGGAAGUUCAUCGACCUCAUUCAAAACGUUUCAUCCAAGUGGGCCAACUGGGAUCCACCAAAACCGAUCAAUGUGGGCGACUAUGGAAAGAUCAUCAACGAAACUGGAGAAUUCGACUGGGAGGGGAACAUUUACACAUCAGGCAUUCUCGAUAUCGACAUGACGGAUCAAGCAUUAGUCCCUGUGGAAACGGAAGGGGACGACAAAUUUAUUGUCAAAUCGUGGGGUGUCACUACCAAGGAAGCCACACCUGCUGGAACCGCCACGACUGAUGCAGAGAAUGUCGCCCUCAGAAUCGAGUUUCAGUUCGAAGGUAGGAAACGAGCAGCUGCACUGGUCAUGUACAAGCCAAAAUACAUCAGCCUUCCCAAUAACGAUCGCCUCAUCGACCUGCUCAAGAACAGACCCGAUGUCCUCAAAGGGAAGUACAUCGUCACCGAAGUGAUGCGCUGUGAUGCGUAUAUGAUGUACAUGUCUACCAAUAAAGCGGAAUCUUUUUCUGUGACCCUGAACACCACCGGGCCUUCUGCGUCAGCUUUCACCUGGUGUGCGGAAACUACCUAUGGUCUUUACCGUGAAGGAAGCAACCCGACCACAAACUACAUGCCCUUGUACAGGCUUAAAAAGCCUCGUUCCAAGUUCUGGUGGCUUGUAGGUCAACGCGGAGAUGAGAUCAUUGACGAUUCGAUCCCGAAGUGGGAGGAUGUCGACCCUCCUUGGGACCCCCUCGACGAUGAGGGUGAAGAGGACCCAAUCUAUGAUGCAGAAAUGCAUGGUGACUUCGGCGUUUUCAAUGAUGGUUAUCCUGACAAUAACGAUGAUGAAUGGUGA
This is a messenger RNA of Suillus bovinus, 846 nucleotides long. RefSeq lists its product as uncharacterized. The transcript has 7 exons. The record is from RefSeq and is a predicted model, not a curated record. NCBI's taxonomy places the organism in Eukaryota, Fungi, Basidiomycota, Agaricomycetes, Boletales, Suillaceae. The coding region runs from base 1 to 846 and encodes 281 amino acids.